AUGCUCAUAGAGAUUUCACAUAAGAGCYAGGCAACUUGCUUUACUAUUGGAGAAAGAAGCCAAAAGAGAUCGGUUACAACGUACGACUACCUGAAAGAUAAUGUUUUAUGUAACCAAGAGACAUUAUUACAAUGGCUUAAAGGUGAAGGAGUAAAUGCUAGUUCGAAAAGCUGUCCCCAAUGUGGAAAGGAGAUGAAAUGGGUGAAAUGCCGUGACAGAAAAGAUGGUUUCAAGUGGWUUUGUCGUCAAAGGACAAAAGGAAAAGAACACUGUUGCGAAGUUAGCAUCAGAAAAGGAAGUUGGUUCGAGGGAAGUAACAUGUCUUUGCAUGAAGUUGUUAAGUUUAUGUAUCGGUGGUGUAAUGGCACGGAACAAUGGCAGAUAAAGGAACGAUUAUGCUUAGCAACAAAUACAGUAGUUGACUGGGAAAACGUUUGUAGAAAAGUAUGUGAGAUUGUAAUUAUGAAGGAAAGAUGUAAGCUAGGGGGACCUGGAAAAGUUGUGCAAAUAGAUGAAAGUAAAAUCGGUAAACGGAAAUAUCAUAGAGGUCAUCGUGUUGAAGGUCAAUGGGCAUUUGGUGGGAUUGAGCAAGAUUCUAGAAGAUGCUUUAUUGUAGCAGUAGAGACUAGAAAAGAAGCGGAACUCUUGCCAAUCAUCAAGCAAUGGAUUGAACCUGGAACAUUGAUAAUAUCAGACUGUUGGAAAUCCUACGUAAACCUGACAAGAAACGGUUUUGAACACGCAACAGUGAAACAUUCAAAGGAAUUUGAAAAUUCAGAAGGUCAGUACACAAACAAAAUUGAAGGCCAUUGGCGGCACAUGAAGGCAAGUUUGCCUAGGUUUGGUGUGAGUAAACAUUUUUACUCUGGUUAUUUAGCAGAGUUUAUGUGGCGCUACCUACACAAGAAUGAGGACAAAUUUGAAAUUUGA
Messenger RNA from Exaiptasia diaphana, 930 nucleotides. RefSeq lists its product as uncharacterized. The record is from RefSeq and is a predicted model, not a curated record. Bases 1 to 930 code for a protein of 309 amino acids. Lineage: Eukaryota; Metazoa; Cnidaria; Anthozoa; Actiniaria; Aiptasiidae. The transcript has a single exon.